Messenger RNA from Cutaneotrichosporon oleaginosum, 2168 nucleotides. RefSeq lists its product as uncharacterized. Gene Ontology annotation, molecular function: phosphatidylinositol-4,5-bisphosphate binding. Lineage: Eukaryota; Fungi; Basidiomycota; Tremellomycetes; Trichosporonales; Trichosporonaceae. Gene Ontology annotation, cellular component: exocyst. The record is from RefSeq and is a predicted model, not a curated record. Gene Ontology annotation, biological process: exocytosis.
CAACAACAAUCACCAUGCCCGCAGACGGCUCCCUCGCCGUCGAUGAGGAGACAGACCUGGCGCUGCUCACGCAGCACCUUGUCAAGACAAACAGCUUGAGCCAGCGCAUGACCGGUAUCCUGUUCCAGCUCGACGGUCGCCUCUCUCGCCUCGACAAGAGUAUCGCGCCCCUCGGCAUCCGUAAUCUCACCCGCCAACAGGAACAUCUCAAUGCGGUUCUCGAAGCCAUCUCUCCCGGCUCCUCAGCCGCUGCUCCCUCCUCCGCCCCCACUCUUAGCCCUUCUAUAUCCGUGUCUGCGCCACGUCCCUCCGCCGAGCGCGGCGAGUCUUCCAACACCGUCAACAGUGAGCGUAUCAUGCUCCCACCAUCCAAGCCCGCAUCCACCUCCCCCGCCUCCCCCUCACUGGCAACCGCAUCUCGCCCCACCCUCUCCCCCUCCCUCUCCGCCGGAUCUGUCAUGGACCGUGCCCGCGCCGUGCCCCGCACCGAUGUCCUCCCCAGAUGGCAGGAUACGACGCCGCCACCUGCCGCGCGCGAAGAUCCGCUUGCUAGUGGGAACGAGCGCGCUGUCAUCGAGCGCGGGCCAGAUAUUAUGAGCCUGAAGGAGUACUUCGGCGCCCUCAAGGUCGUCGUGGGUGAUCUUGAGCCACUGUACCAGGGGCUGCAGGAAGGACGAGGAGGGACAAGAGAACAGAAGGUUGCUGAGCUGUCCUCUCUACUCGAAGAUGGCUUCAACCGCCUCGUCGAGCUGCUGAUCUCGCGAACGAAGGAAACAAUGCCGCGCCCCUUUGACCCGGAGCAUCUGAUUGCAUCUGCGCCGCAGCCCGUCACGACGUACUACAGCGGCCUGUCGAGCGUCAAAGCGCUUUCUACCGGCCUUGUGGCGCUGGUAGAGCCCGCGCAGCCGACACCGCGCACGAGCGAGCUUCUCACUCCAAUACUAGGAAGGGCGAUAAACGCGCUGGGUGCGAUUCGCGGAGACUGGCUGCGGCGUUCCCUAGCCGGCGUUGCGCGGCAAGUCGAGGAGGCACCCAGUGCAUGGAAUGGUCUUGACGGCGACAAGGUCCGAUUGGCUGUGCGUCUUUGGGAUGCUUACCUCGUCGCGUGUGAUGCCGAGGUCGAGGUCGCAGGCAUCAUGCUUCCUGGCGCGGCAGGCGAACGCCUAGUAGACGUCACGAUCCCGCACGGCGCCACCCUUCUAUCCUCGACAAUGGGCAACGUCAUUGCUGGGUUCAAGCGCAACCUUGGCGACAGCACCAUGGUCCUUCUCAACCUUUACAGCGCCCUCACCUCCAUUGCGCUGCGGUAUGACGCAGCCAUAUCCAGAGUCCUCUCCGAGGACGUGCCGGAGGUGCGCACCGCGCUGUCCUCUCAGCUAUCCGCAAUGCGCGCCCUUGCACUCCGCUCUUUCCCCGAACGACUCGCCGACAUCCGCGCACCACCCCGCUCCCCACCCUCCAGCACGCAGAUCGACGACACGACCCACGCGACGCUCACGUAUCUCGAACAGCUGCCCGUGUUCGGCAGUCUUGCUGAAACGCUCCUCCGCUCCACCGGGCACGGCGAGCGCGCGUGGCUAAUGGGCGGCGCUGCGCCCAGCGGAGCCACCAAUGCGCAGGAGGAGGGAGGCAUCGUCAACCUCUAUGCUGCCGACGUGCUGGGUACCCUCAUCGGAGCGCUUGAGGCUCGUGCAAAGGGCAUGCGCAAGCCAGUGGGCGCGGCAUACCUCCUCAACAACUUGUCACAUAUCAGAAACACCACCGCAUCGUUCAGCGCCGACAUCAUUGGGCCGGGCGCAGAAGAUUUGCUCAACAAGCACUUCCGCGAGGCGAAGAACUCAUAUCUCUCCGAAUGGGCCCUCCUCGUCCAACUGCUGUCCCACACCGCAGAAAAGCGCUUCAACGUGGGUAGCGCCGACAAGCAGAGCACGAAGGAGGCCGCGGCAUCCUUCUUCGACCGCCUUACCGAGCUGGAAAUGGUGUGCCGGCAGCAUCCCUUCUCGCGGCAGGACCCCGAGUUGCGCGAGCGCAUCGGCGCCGAAGUCAGCGACUUUGUGCGUCAAGGAUACGCAUCGUUCUGGACAAAGGCGCACUCGAAGGGGUACGACAAGUACCUCCGCCAAACGCCAGACGAGCUGCACCGCCGUGUGCAGAAUGUCUUCCGAUAG